Molecule: messenger RNA, 1179 nt
Organism: Cyprinodon variegatus (sheepshead minnow)
Lineage: Eukaryota; Metazoa; Chordata; Actinopteri; Cyprinodontiformes; Cyprinodontidae
Product: neogenin-like
Exons: 4
Coding region: 1-1179 (392 amino acids)
Biological process (GO): cell-cell adhesion
Source: RefSeq, a predicted model, not a curated record
AUGAAGGACACGAACAAUGAAAGCAAAGACAGGAAGGAGGAGUUACCCAGCAGAGGAUGGCGGGUCCUGCUGGAGGGCAGGUCCACCUCAGAAGGUUCCAGGAUUCAGCAUUUCAAGGUUCUGGUCCUCAAUCUGCUGCAGGAAACAGUGGAGCAGAUCAAAGACAGGAAGAGGCGUUGGAUUGGCGGCCAUGGUGGUCUUCAAGGCCAACAGGAAGAACUGUUCAACAAAACGGUCAUUUGGAAGGCCUCAGGUCCUGGAAGGUCUCAGGUCCUGGAAGGUCUCAGUCUGUCCAGCUGCUGCGGACGGCAGAUAAAUGUGAGGAACAGAUCAGAACUGGUUCUGAUGGAGAACAUUGAACUGGUCCAGGGUGGUGAACAGCACCUGGACCAGCAGGUGUUUUUGGUUUCUCCUGCUCUGUCCACAGCCUCAGAUGCUUCAUCCUCUUCCUCCCCGUCAUCAUCGAGUCCGAACUUUGUGGACUUCAGCUUCAGCCUGGAGCCUCAGGACACGGUAACGGUGCGAGGCGGCGUGCUGCAGCUGGACUGCCAGGCCCAAACGGACGCGGCGGCGGGACCUCCGUCCAUCAAGUGGCGUAAAGACGGAGUGCUGCUGAGCACGGUGGUGGACGAGAGGCGAACACAGCUGGAAAACGGAACGCUGAUGGUCCAGAACGUGGUCCACUCACGGCACCACCGGCCGGAUGAAGGACAGUACCAGUGCCUGGCCACACUGGAAGGACUGGGGAGCAUCGUGAGUCGGACCGCCAGGGUCACCGUGGCCGGCCCGCUCAGGGUGAUUGUUCCCACUGACUCGGUCUCCUCGUUCAUCGGCGACACCGCCCUGCUGCGCUGCGAGGUCUCAGGCGACCCCACCCCCGUCAUUCGCUGGCAGAAGAACCGAGACGACCUGCCGCUGAACUUCCAACCCGAAUCCCGGCUGGCGGUGCUGCCGUCCGGCUCUCUGCAGGUCAGCCGGGUCCAGCCGCCGGACUCGGCCACUUACCGCUGCCUGGCCGAUAACCCCGGCAGCACCAGGACCGGUACGGACGCUGAACUCCGAGUUCUCCCAGGUAAGGAACCUGCUGGGAACUUUAUCCCCACCUGGACUGGUCCAGAGAGGUCCACUGGUUCCACCAGACUCCUCCUGUUCCGCUGCGGUUCUGUGACUCAGCGCUGA